Adineta steineri is the source of this 560-nucleotide messenger RNA. Lineage: Eukaryota; Metazoa; Rotifera; Eurotatoria; Adinetida; Adinetidae. The record is from the annotation of a GenBank genome assembly.
AUGAAAUUAGAAUUACUACCGAAUGAAUUAUUACUUAAUUUAUUUGAAUAUUUAACAAUUUAUCAUAUUUUUCAAGCUUUCGAUAAUAUUAAUAUUCGUUUUCGUACAUUAAUUUUAAUUUACUGUCAAAAAGUGCGUCUUGAUUUUCAAUCAAUAUCAAAAACAAAUUUUGAUAUUAUUUGUAAAAAAUAUCUUCCAUUAUUCAAUCAUCAAAUUCUAUCACUUCGUCUUUCCGAUGAUGAUAAUACACCACAACAAAUUAGUCUUUUUCUAUCCUAUGGUUUACAAUUACAACAAUUUACUCAUUUACAAACAAUCUAUCUAUCACAUAUUCAUUCUUCAUCUAUACUUAAUAAAUUAUUAACUGAUUGUUUAUAUCUUCCAUCUCUUACACAUUUUACUUUAACUAAUUGUCAUAUUUCAAUCGAUCAAACUAGUAUUGAUCAUUUAUACAAUCAAAUUUGGAGUUUACUAGAAUUAACUUACUGCUAUAUAGAUAUUAAUUUUUCGGAUAGAAAUUAUUUUCCUAAACCAACAAUAAUAUCUACAUCAUUGAAAUC